AUGCGUUUGAAAAAAUGGUUCCAUUUUUUUUCUGAUAAAGAAAAAGCGAGCCUAACAACAGACUUAACUACAUUAAUAUUAUCUCGUAAACGAUCAAUGUGUAAUGUAUUGGAACAUGGUGAACACAAG
Messenger RNA from Racocetra fulgida, 129 nucleotides. Lineage: Eukaryota; Fungi; Glomeromycota; Glomeromycetes; Diversisporales; Gigasporaceae. The record is from the annotation of a GenBank genome assembly.